AUGAUGGCGCCGAUAUCAUGCGCACAGACCAACCCUGAGGCGUAUAACAGACGGGCGCCUCCAAAACCCUUCUUUCGUUUCCUCCUCCACCUUCAGAUGCUGAUUCUACGGCAACCGAUGGCCCGAAGUGUUGGACCUGCACCGUGCCGUUCCUGUCUAAUGCAUCCUAUAAUUUCCUUUGUCGAGAGUCAAGAGGGGGCGCAGAUCGGCAUCGCUCGCGGCACACAGAUGGGAAAGCAUGGACAGGGAACACGGCUCUUUCGCCGACUUCAUUUCCCCUAUCCCUGCUACUUUCUUCUCGCUGAACAUGUCUAUUCCUUUCGUCAAAACUGUAUCCGUGGCAAUGGAAAGCGUCGAGGCUCUCUAGCCGGCAGAAAAUUGGGAAAAUGGGAGCGCUUUUUUCAGCUCUUCGUUUUUUGGGCGCUGAAGCUGAAGCACCAUGUCGGUUUAUCACAAGUUCAAGCUGCAUAUCCUUCCACCAUUGGUGACAGUCGGACCUACGAGGUAUUGUCGUCAGUCGCUGCCGGUAAGCACGCAUUUUUUGUGGAUGAUCUUGAUGCAGCCACAAACACAGAACGCAUUUAUGUUCCCGUUCAGGCAGAAUCGCUACAGAAGGACAUCAAAGUCGACGACCUCGAAGUCACCGUAAGCAAGGAGGACGCGCAUCCGUUGGUCUUAACCUCGCUGCAACCCCCACGUCAUCCUCCCUGA
This is a messenger RNA of Guyanagaster necrorhizus, 711 nucleotides long. RefSeq lists its product as uncharacterized. The coding region runs from base 1 to 711 and encodes 236 amino acids. The record is from RefSeq and is a predicted model, not a curated record. Lineage: Eukaryota; Fungi; Basidiomycota; Agaricomycetes; Agaricales; Physalacriaceae. The transcript is spliced from 5 exons.